Molecule: messenger RNA, 4244 nt
Organism: Ochotona princeps (American pika)
Lineage: Eukaryota; Metazoa; Chordata; Mammalia; Lagomorpha; Ochotonidae
Gene: ZC3H6
Product: zinc finger CCCH-type containing 6
Exons: 12
Coding region: 386-3961 (1191 amino acids)
Biological process (GO): negative regulation of DNA-templated transcription
Cellular component (GO): nucleus
Molecular function (GO): metal ion binding; RNA binding
Source: RefSeq, a predicted model, not a curated record
AUCUUUUCGAGCCGCCUAUUUCGGGUGCCGCCAUGUUGGUGAGGAGAAAUCACCGUUACGGCCACUGUCCAAAUGCCCGCGUCGCCGCCCGCUCCCACGCCUCAGCCACCGGCGGCGAAUAGAGACUAGAGCGGCAGCGCCGGCAGCGCGGGGGCCGUGGCCCAGUGUGUGCAGUUAGAGCCCCAUCUCUCUGGCGUGGUUGUUAAUAGACUGGAAAGUCUGUGUCUGUGUCGCUCACUAGUAACCGUGAGUUUUUACCACUUCGUCACCUGUCGGCGGCGGCCGGGAGCAGGUGCCCGCAGGCGGCGCAGGGGGGUCCGCCCCGCGCCCCGCCGCCGCCGGCCUCGCAGACCUGCCCUCCAGCCCCCCCCGUUCUUGACCAAACAUGACAGACUGUGAACAUGCAGGGCACGACAGAGAAGAUGGUGAAUUGGAAGAUGGUGAGAUAGAUGACGCAGGAGUUGAAGAAACACAGCAACAGGAAGCAAAGGAAGAAAGGAAGCAGAAAAAUGACAAAAAUGACAAAAACGAAAAAGCCUACAGAAAGUCAAGAAAAAAACACAAGAAAGAAAGAGAGAAGAAAAAAUCCAAAAGGAGAAAACGUGAAAAACAUAAGCAUAAUUCUCCCUCUAGUGAUGAUAGUUCCGACUACAGCCCUGAUUCAGACGUUGAACAUACGGAAAGUUCCCAUAAAAAAAGAAGUGGUUUCUACAGGGAUUAUGACAUUCCAUUUUCUCAGCAUGGACACGUAUCAGGAAGCUACAUGACAUCAAAGAAGGAUCAACAUAAAAAAUUCAAGAGUAAAGAAUAUGAUGAGUACAGUGCCUACAGUGAUGACAACUUUGGUAACUACAGUGAUGACAAUUUUGGUAACUACAGCCAGGAAACAGAGGAAGAUUUUUCAAGACAGAUGAAGCAAUACAGACAUGGUAAAGAGUCCUCAAGCAGUGCUUUAGGUUCAUCAUAUUCUAAAGAUCCAGGGAAAAAACAGAGGAUGAAAGGAAUUCAGCAAGGUAUGGAACAGAGAGCUAAAAGUUUCGGUAUUGGUCGUGGACGUAGUUUGCCAAAGAAAAUCAAGCGAAAAGACCGUGGGGGAAGAACUAACAAGGGACCUGUUUACUCGGGGAUGGAUGACUAUCAGGAGUAUAGUAAACCAGGGAAAAAAUGGAAGGUUAUGACUCAGGAAUUUAUUAAUCAGCAUACAGUGGAACACAAAGGAAAACAAAUCUGUAAAUACUUCCUGGAAGGGAGAUGUAUUAAGGGAGAUCAAUGUAAAUUUGAUCAUGAUGCAGAGCUGGAGAAGAGGAAAGAGAUCUGCAAAUUUUAUUUACAAGGAUAUUGUACCAAAGGAGAGAACUGCAUUUAUAUGCAUAAUGAAUUUCCAUGUAAGUUCUAUCAUACUGGUGCAAAAUGUUACCAAGGAGACAACUGUAAAUUUUCCCAUGAUGAUCUGACUAAAGAGACAAGGAAACUUUUGGACAAAGUAUUGAAUAAUGAGGAAGAGCUUAUAAAUGAAGAUGAAAGAGAAUUAGAAGAACUUAGAAAACGUGGCAUAACUCCUCUUCCCAAACCGCCCCCAGGAGUUGGGCUUCUGCCAACCCCGUCGGAACAUUUUCCCUUUUCUGAUCCUGAAGAUGAUUUUCAGACAGAUUUUCCUGAUGACUUCAAGAAAAUCCCCUCACUCUUUGAAAUAGUUGUAAAACCUACUGUGGAUUUAGCGCAUAAAAUUGGGAAGAAGCCACCAGCAUUUUAUAACAGUGCCUCACCACCAGGACCACAGUUUCAGGGAAGCAGCCCACACCCUCAGCACAUCUACAAUUCUGGGUCAAGUCCAGGUCCAGGACCUAAUGUGUCUCAUGGAUGCAACAGUCCUGUGAUACACCCAGGCUCUCCUGGGCAUCACACGUGUGCAGGACCUCCUGGCAUGCCAAUGCGACAGAGCCCACCUUUGCCGCCUGGUCCACCUGAAAUUGUAGGCCCUCACAGUCAAGCUGGAGUAGUUGUCCAAUCGGAUGCACCUUUGACACCACCAAAUAUGAGUGGGGUUUACCACUCUCCUGCAUUUUCAGGACAUGGGAUGAAGGUCCCCCGAGAGAAUCACUGUUCUUCAGGUUCAUCCUACCAGCAAGGUCCCGGUGAAAUGCCACUCAACACUAACUAUGAAUCCCUACAAGCUGCAGAUGAGUUUUACAGUAAUUACUAUUCACAGCAUGCUGUACACGACUUUCAGACACCCAGUAGCUGUGGUGAUGGGAUGUGGCAUGAGGAGUUUGCCCAGCAGCCCCCUGUCGUUCAGGACUCACCUGGUUUCGGGAGUGGGCCCGAUAGCAGCAGCAACAUGACAGCCCAUGGCCCCUUGUCUGCUCCAGGACUCCUCCCUGCUGUGCAGAGAGCCCUUUUUGUCAGGCUGACUCAGAGGUACCCAGAAGGUGAAGAACCAGCCAGCACCCAUCCUCAUCGGGCACCAAGCAAGGAAGAAGAUGAUACAGUUAACUGGUACUCCAGCAGUGAAGAGGAAGAAGGAAGCAGUGUCAAGUCAAUACUGAAAACAUUACAGAAACAAACAGAAACUUUAAGGAACCAGCAGCAACCUUCCCCAGAACUCAGCACUCUCACUGAUCCAAGACUUGCUAAGGAGAAAAAUAAAGGCCAUCAAGUGGUUGACCCUAGACUUAGGACUAUCUCAAGGCAAGACGUGCGGAAGCCUUCGGAGUCUGCCCCACAGGAUCUUAGACUUGCGUGGGACCCCAGGAAAUUAAGAGGGAGUGGAAGUGGUCAUGGAGGCUCUUCUGUUGGUGGAGCAAAGUUGGAUUUACAUCAUACAAACACCGGUACUAGUGUCAGACACAAAAGAGGGGAUGAUGAUGAUGAAGACACAGAAAGAGAACUGAGAGAAAAAGCCUUCCUCAUACCUUUGGAGCCCUUACCUGGUGUCAUGCUCCAGGAUCCGAGGUCCCAGCUGAGACAGUUCAGUCACAUUAAAAUGGACAUUAUCCUAGCCAAACCCAACUUUGCAAAACACAUAGUGUGGGCUCCUGAAGACUUACUUCCAGUACCGUUACCUAAACCUGAUCCAGUAUCUUCAAUCAAUUUACCUCUGCCCCCUCUUAUAGCUGAUCAGAGGCUCAAUAGGUUAUGGAAUACAAAAAGUGAUCUUCAUCAAAACAUAGUAUCUGUUGAUCCAAAAUCAGCAGUGAAAGCCAAAAGUAACACAACAAACAGAGAAGGCUACCUAGAACAGUUUGGGGACUCACAUAGUUCAGGAAGUAAAUUAGGAGAUCCUAGGCUGCAAAAGAGUUUUGACCCUAGACUUCACAGAUCGUCCCAUUCAGACUCUCACCAGGCGGUGAUGAAGGAAUCCCAUCUAUCAAAGGGUACCCCUCCUUCAGCCAGAUCCAACUCUGGCUCUUCACAGCCCUCUGGAGCAGUAACUAGCGGUUGUGGCUCUGGGGCCCUGCCUCCCUAUGCCCCUAAACUCUCCUCAUCAGCAGGCCUUCCCCUGGGAGCUCAAAGCUCUGCCCUUAGUGCUAUCAGUCUGUACGAUCCUAGGGAGCAGGGCUCAUCUGCGUCAGAGACAGCAACAGCUUCUGCAGGAGAAAAUGCAGAGAAUGAGAAAAAAGAUGAUGGGUUGAAAAGUAAUGACAAAAGCGAGCCUUCUGCUGGAGAAGCAGUUCUGUCACAGAAAAGCUCUCCAAGCAUGGAAGUCACUGUUGAAGGGCCAUCUGACACGCAGGCCGAUAGUCUGAAAAGUUCCAGUAAAGGUCAGUUCCCAGCAGUGCACACUCUUCCUAUUCAGGCACUCACAGGCUUAAUCAGACCCCAGUACAGCGACCCAAGGCAAGCCAAGCCCCUUGGACAAGUGAGCCCAGUCCCAGACAGUGAGCUCAAUAGAGAAACAGAUGACAAAUCUCUAAAAGAGGUUUUUAAAACUUUUGAUCCAACUGCUUCACCAUUUUGUUAGCUGUUGUGUAAUUGAGCAAUUCUUUUCAUUCUUGUGACUAUUGCAGUCCUCUGCUGUUUUGUACCUGGUUUACCUCUAUAGUUUAUUUAUUUUUAAAUUAUAAACACUUUUCAGCUGCUAGUAUCAGAACCACAUGAAGUUAUAUCCUGGAAAGCCUGUGGUAUUUUAUAUAUAAUAUUUUUAUAACUUUAAGAGACUGUAGUAAUUGACAUAGACACUUAUAUAUCAUGUUAGUUUUAGUAAAAGUACUUUUAUUGUAAAUAAUCCAUCAUGAAUUCAGUAC